Pyricularia oryzae 70-15 is the source of this 711-nucleotide messenger RNA. RefSeq lists its product as uncharacterized. The transcript is spliced from 2 exons. Lineage: Eukaryota; Fungi; Ascomycota; Sordariomycetes; Magnaporthales; Pyriculariaceae. The record is from RefSeq and is a predicted model, not a curated record. Bases 259 to 513 code for a protein of 84 amino acids.
CGUCAACCUGUCAAUCGUAUUAGAUGACGUUUGAGCGGCAUCAUCUUUUUAUUAACUCGAGCGAAUGUGUAUCGUGGGCGUGCUUCUUUGGGGUUUGACGUGGCAAAAGGUUUCUCAGGGAGCUUCGGGUAUAUAGUCAGGGGAGAGAAGGCAGCGACUCCUACCUACUUCAAGGAAUUCCCCAAGAUAUCAUCACGACUCCACAGGCAUCCAACAUAAAAAGAAAUACAAAGAAACCUCAAGAAGUAAGCAACCAACAUGCCUGAGCACCACGGACACCCACCGUCUGGCGUCACCGACACGGCGGCCGACAACGCUCACGAAUUCAUCGAGGGCGCAGAGGAGCAGGAACACAAGGCCCAUCCCGAAGCGCAGCUUGACCGCGGCGUGCAUCAAGAGACCGUCGAGUCCGGGAGCAAGGGACUGGGCGCGACUGACAAGGGAGAUGGCCACUCAAAGUCCAAGAUGGACUCUAUCAAGGAGGCGCUGCAUCUCAAAAAGGACGACAAAUGAUAUGUGACCAUGUCAUGGCUGCGGGAUGAAUAUUGAGGGCUGUGAUUGACAUUUAAGGGCAGUGAUGAAAUUUACCGAUGAGAUUGUAUUUCGUGUGAGGGAGUCUUUUAUCUCUGCCAACCAACAAAUGUAUAAUUAAGGAUAUUGUUGGUCUAGGUACGUUUCUAAUCUAGCAAGCAAUCCACCCAAAGUAUCCGG